UUCAGCACUCCUUGAGGGUGGGCAGCCUUCAGGGUGACGGGAGGGCUACAAAGCGACUGUUGUGUGCAGUAGUCGGCAGACAGACAAACUUAAUCUUCCCACUUGGAAACUCUCACGGUAGGAAGGGAACGGAGCUACAGCCUGGCUAUGGCCACUGCAGCGUGCGAGCCUGUGGCUAGACCCAGCCUGACCUCCAUUUCGUCCGGGGAGCUCCGCAGCCUGUGGACCUGUGACUGUGAGCUGGCCCUGUUGCCCCUGUCGCAGCUGCUCCGCCUACAGCCUGGUGCCUUCCAGCUGCGUGGUGAGCAGCUCCUGGUGCCUGGGCCCGGGGAAUCGGUGGGCAUGAGAGGGGGCUUCAACGUCUUUGGGGACGGCCUCGUGAGCUUCGACGGGCAGCUCUACCGCCUUAGCAGCCACAUCAAGAGAUAUGUGGAACUGACCACCUACUCUGAUUAUAAAGACUACAGGGAAACGAUACUGAGCAAGCCCAUGCUAUUCUUCAUUAACGUGCAGACCAAGAAGGACAUCUCAAAAGAAAGGACCUAUGCGUUUCUUGUGAACACAAGGCACCCCAAGAUAAGAAGACAGAUAGAGCAAGGGAUGGACAUGGCCAUCUCCUCAGUGAUUGGAGAAAGCUACAGACUUCAGUUUGAUUUCCAGGAAGUAGUGAAGAAUUUCUUCCCUCCGGGAACUAAAGUGCUGAAUGGAGAGAAUUUGAGCUUUGCCUACGAAUUCAAGGCAGAUGCCCUGUUUGAUUUCCUUUACUGGUUUGGGCUCAGCAAUUCCACUGUAAAAGUACAAGGAAAGGUUCUCAACUUGACAAGCAUGAACCCAGAAAAGAAAGAAACCAUUAAGUUAUUUCUGGAAAAAAUGAGUGAACCAUUAAUCCGGAGGAGCAGUUUCUCUGAUCGAAAGUUUAGUGUCACAUCUAGAGGUUCAAUAGAUGAUGUCUUUAACUGCAACCUGUCACCCAGAUCAUCGGUUACAGAGCCACUCUUGGCAGAAUUAUCAUUUCCAAGUGUUCUGGAAUCUGAAGAGUCAUCCAGCCAAUUUAUGUGAUUGGUCUGAACAUUCUAGCUGUCGCCCUUUGACUGAAGGUCUGUGGCAGACAGCAGGUUGAAGGGGUAAGAGGAGGAAGGAAGUGAGCAUUUCCAUCCCUUUGCCAGUCUCUGGUCCUCCAAGGGUCUAGAGAGGGCCUUUUUCCCCAUUUCCCUGGGCAUGGUGCCCUGGCUGGCCCAGUGCAGCUGCCUCCCAUCAGGGUUAUGAUUAUGGGAUAGAAUGGUUUUGUCCCUAUGGCAUGGGAUGCCAUUGACAUUGAACAUCUCUCUGAGGAAUCUGAGGACUUCUCCAGAGCCUACCAACCUGAACUUUGCCUGGCACUCUGGGGACUUUCCUGGCAACUUCUGUGGGAGGUACCUGGCUAGGAUGUUAAUCCUGGUGCAUCAUGGGUCACAGAAUGGCCCUCUGCUUGGGAUACACUUUGAGACUCACUGCCCCAGAAGGCCUGGCUCAAGCUCUUCUCUUGCAAGUGUGUUAGGCAAAGCCUAUAUCACAUUUCACUUGGAGAUGAGUAUGGGUUUUCGUCCCACCCACGGGAAACCUUGAGGACAUUCAAGAUACUGACUGCUGAAUGACCUGCAGGGUGGCAGGAUGAGCCCUGCCUGGAAUGUAAAGCCAGGUGGUGCUGCUAUCAAGCAGUGACAAGACCAUGCCCUCCCCCCUGCAGGCACACCAUGCAAAUUGGCAUUUGAAAUAUGCUUUUAGAAAUCUUAACAUGGAAAGAAAAGUAAGCCAUUACCGAAGUACAUCGGACAUCAGCAAACUUUUCUGCCUCACAGCUCCAGUGAGAUUCACUUAAAGGAAAACAUUAUCCAGUCUAUGUGUAAAUGCUUAUGUGAGCGCCCAGGCGUGGUACCCACCUGUAAUCCCAGUACUUGGGAGCUGGAGGCAGCAGAAUUUCAAGAUCCCACUGGCUAUAUAAGGACCAGCCUGGGCUAUUACUACAGAAGAUUCAGUCUCAUAAAAUCAAACACAAAGUUUUGCAUUUGUGAAUUCCUGCAAAUAGUCAUAAGAAAGCAGAUUUAUGGACCAUGUGUAUCAUUUUUUCUGUCCUUUAAUAACGUGUUCCCAUGUUACAUAUUUUGAUAACACUACUGGUGGCCUAACAUUUAUAUCUGAAAGGUUAUCUACUGUAUAUGCACAAUUAAAACUUUUCUUGGCAUUCAA
This is a messenger RNA of Phodopus roborovskii (desert hamster), 2226 nucleotides long. RefSeq names its product mesenteric estrogen dependent adipogenesis (gene Medag). NCBI's taxonomy places the organism in Eukaryota, Metazoa, Chordata, Mammalia, Rodentia, Cricetidae. The transcript is spliced from 5 exons. Gene Ontology annotation, cellular component: cytoplasm. The record is from RefSeq and is a predicted model, not a curated record. The coding region runs from base 148 to 1059 and encodes 303 amino acids.